GACCAUUUCUUUGCAUUUCCUGGUGUGGCCAGAUUUCUGUUGACACAAUAAACAACAAUUAAAAAUAAAAAUAAUUAAGAACUAAAGUUAAUUAACGCAAAUAGGGAGGAGGUCCAGGCAAAAUGAUGGACGAACAGCUCAUAGACGAGGUGGCCCAUCACGGGGUCAUUUACAAUAGGCAGAAAUAUUAUUUGAAUGGAAGUGCUUUGGGCGGCAAGUACGAGACAAAAGAGGAGGCCUGGACAAUAAUAGCCAUGAAAUUGCGAACUGAUGUGGAAACCUGCAAGAAGCGAUGGAAAUAUUUGCGUGAGCGCUAUGUCUCCCAACGCAAACAGGGCGAUCCACCUGUGUAUGAGCAUCUGUCGCGUCCGUAUCUGGAGAAAAUGAAGUUUCUGGAUCAGCAUAUACAGCCGCGCAAGUCUUAUCGCAACGUACCCAACUUUCUUACCUCGCCGCAAUCGGCAAAUAGCUCCAAUUAUAGUGAAUAUAAUGUGGACUCCAAAUCGAAUAGCUCUGUGAAGAAUAUGUCGCACUUUGGUCAGGGCCAGGGGCAAGGCCAGGGGAGUGGUAAUGGUGCAGGCCAUCAUUAUCAUCAGCCCGAUGCCAUGAAUGUCUUAAGCACGGCUGCUGCCUCAGCUCUGGAGACAGUCAAUGGACAGGUGAAAAUCGAGGCGGAGAUUUUUCGAGAUUUCGCAGCGGCAGUGGCCUCGCAUUCCCAGCAAUUGCAGCAAAUCUCACAAUCCCAGAUGCAACAGCAACAGGCGGCUGCAGUGGCAGCUGUCAUGGCGGAUUCCUCGCAAGGUUAUCAGGAACAAUAUCGGGAUAAUUCGGUGGUUGGGGGUGUUACAGGACCCCAGACAAGUGCCGGCAGUCUAACUUCGACCUCAUCAUCAAUGAAAUCACCAUUGUCAUCGCCACUAGCCGUCGGCAUUGGUUCACAGCAGCAGCAACAACAGCAGACCCAAUCCUCUCCUGCCUCUGGUCAACAGGCGACAACAUCAUCUGUGGUACAUUCCUCUUCCAGUGUUAAUUCCAAUAUGCAGCCAAACUAUAAUCAUAAGAAUAACGAUGAUCUAGACUCGUCAACUGGCAGUAAUUAUCAUAUGAAAAGGCCUCGUGUCCAAAUGGCCAAUGGCAACAAUAAUCAUGCACCAUCACAAAUGUCCUCGAACAAUGGAGGCGGCGAUUUUCAAGAUUCCGAUGGUGAUUCUGAUUCUGAUUUAAUGGAACCUCAAACUAUGCUCCAGCAGCAUGAUUAUCAAAAUAAUAACAAUAAUAGUAAUAACAAUAGCAAUAAUAAUAAUAAUAAUUCGCUUAAUAUGCAACGUUCUGGCAACAACAUUGUCAAUCAGCAACAGCAGCAGCAACAACAGCAGCAACAACAACAACAACAGCAACAACAUCAGAAUAUGUUCCCAUCCAAUACUGAUUUCCUAUUCCAAUUGUAUCAACAAUUGCCUCAACAACAACAACAACAUCAACAGGGUCCAGGCUCAUCGCAUCAUGUGCAAAAUUUUGGUAAAUUUCCAGCACCACCAAAUCCGCAGCCAAGUGUGCAACGUUCCUCAGAGCAUUUAUUGGGUGAGCUGGUGACCACCGAGCUAUUGAAAAUGAAUAAAGAUCGUAGGAAAAAUGUACAAAAGCGCAUCCUGGAAAUACUUUUCUUCGAUGAUUGAAUUAAGUUAGAUUUAGAUAUGCCCUGAGCUGCAUAAAGCUAUAAUGUAUAUAUACUAUAGAAUUAUUUAUUUGCGGUUUAUCCCUAACUUUUCAUCGGCAAUAUUCUUCAAGUCUAAGUACAGAUGAAAAGAGACUAACCGCCUAUAUAGAUAUUUAUAUAGUAAUUAAGUAAUCCCUUAAGGGUUUCAUUAAUCAUCUCUCUGCUCAUCAACUGUUAAGCUAAUCCCACCAAGAAAGCUUCAUUUAGUCACUAGUCACACCCUCGCUCCAACCUAUCAAUAUUUUCGGAUUGAGUAUUUAUAUAUUUUCUAUAUUAUCAUUUUCUCCUCUAUAAAUUUAAGCUGAAAAGUGAAGUAAACCAUCUAAAGUUAAGGUAUACAUAGUAUACAUUUAAAUUUUAAUUUAUUCAAGUCUUGAGCAAAAUGUUUA
This is a messenger RNA of Drosophila willistoni, 2106 nucleotides long. RefSeq lists its product as uncharacterized. The record is from RefSeq and is a predicted model, not a curated record. NCBI's taxonomy places the organism in Eukaryota, Metazoa, Arthropoda, Insecta, Diptera, Drosophilidae. The coding region runs from base 123 to 1676 and encodes 517 amino acids. Gene Ontology annotation, biological process: regulation of transcription by RNA polymerase II. Gene Ontology annotation, cellular component: nucleus; transcription regulator complex. The transcript is spliced from 2 exons.